Messenger RNA from Lingula anatina, 1365 nucleotides. Its product is annotated as acid-sensing ion channel 2-like. Gene Ontology annotation, cellular component: plasma membrane. Gene Ontology annotation, biological process: sodium ion transmembrane transport. The record is from RefSeq and is a predicted model, not a curated record. Gene Ontology annotation, molecular function: ligand-gated sodium channel activity. Lineage: Eukaryota; Metazoa; Brachiopoda; Lingulata; Lingulida; Lingulidae.
AUGGGAACCGAAGCCAAUAAAGAUUGUGAUAACAAAGAAAAAGCAAUCACUGCAGAUGAACUCGAAGAAACCGUCACAACAAAGGAACAAUUGACCAACUUUGCUAACGAAGUCAGCAUUUUGGGUCUCAAACAAGCGGUCAACCCAAGCUACUCCUACAUCAGACGUGCCAUAUGGUUCUGCUUCGUUUUGGUCGGAUUUGGGUUCCUGAUCCACCACCUUAAGAACCGAUUUGACUACUAUUUCUCAAAUCCGACAACCGUGAGCAUGAACGUGACCCAAAACGACACCCUGAUUUUUCCUACCGUGACUGUAUGUAACAGUGCCCCGUUCAAGGCCAGCAGUUUGGCGCGAAACAAUGAGACAGAAAUUGGCAACCUUUUUCACGUGGGGCACUCUGGCUCCCCCGACUGGUCUCUGUUCAAUCUCAGCCGUACCAGUUGGACUGAUUUCUACGUAAGGAAUGGCUUUCAAGUGGAAGACAUGGUCGUGUUUUGUCUGUGGAAGACGAAGGAAUGCAAAAGCAACGCAUUCAGGCCAGUCCUCACCGAGUUUGGGUUAUGCCAUCAGUUCGGAGGAGACGGUGGUGAUCUUCAGGUGGACAUGGAAGGCUCCAGGUAUGGGCUGGAACUCUUCCUCGACACCCAGCAGAGCCGGGAAUAUGAAGGGAACGUUUUGGACGAGGGCGCAUUGAUACUCCUUCACGACAUGGACGACCAACCUGACAUGUUGAACUUUGCCAUCCGUACAGUCCCAGGACAGAGUUCCCUCAUUGUCCUCAAACUGAAGAAGUUGGUGAACCUUCCCGCUCCCCAUGGCAACUGUGGCGAGAGAAAACUGGCUUACUACAAAAAACACAACAUGACUUUGAAAACAUGCGGCUGCCGAAUGGUAUACUAUCCAAAGGUCAGAGGUUACAGAGACUGUUCCCCGCGUGACAUCAUCACGUGUUAUUUCCCGCUGUCAGAAAACACGACCCAGAUAAAGCGACAGUGUGGCUGCAUAGCACCAUGCGAGAUUUUGUAUUUUGACUACAGCAUCUCCAGUUCUAAAAUGUCUCCAAAAGCAAUAUCAUCGGAGUUAAACAGAACAGCAGAAUCCGUUGAAAAAGAUUUCGUCAGCGUGGCGUUAUACUACACGGAUAUGACGUACGAGGAAGUGGUUCAACAAGAAGCCUACAGCACGCUGACUUUGUUUGCUGACAUAGGAGGAGCUCUUGGCCUCGUUCUGGGUAGCACCUUAAUGACACUAGCCGAAAUACUGGAUUUCAUCUUUGGGUUAUGUGUUUGGAAGAUUUCGAGAUGGAAAAAUAAGAUUUUGAACACCUUCAGAAAGCAAGAAGCAAAAGACAGCAGGCGUGUGUGA